Messenger RNA from Aphanomyces astaci, 5773 nucleotides. RefSeq lists its product as hypothetical. The record is from RefSeq and is a predicted model, not a curated record. NCBI's taxonomy places the organism in Eukaryota, Oomycota, Saprolegniomycetes, Saprolegniales, Verrucalvaceae. The coding region runs from base 1 to 5715 and encodes 1904 amino acids. The transcript is spliced from 3 exons.
AUGGACCAGCACCGCCCCAGUUUCAACAGCGUGGGGCUAGGUCCUCCAUUUCCCCUAGCCAAAUUUGGGGCCGUGCUGCCUUGCGACGUUGUGAUGCAACGUAUAAGUGAUCUCGUGUCGGCGACGGACGACACUGUCCCGGCUUCGAAACCGCGCCGAACGUCCGUGUCGAUACCUCCACGUGCGUCUCUCUCGCGUCAAGACACACUUUGUGAUCCAAGUAUUAAGGACAUGACCAUGACCAAGACCGAAAUGGCGGAAGCGGCGUUGGGGCUGUCGUACCUUGUGUUUACGCUGGUUUUGACCGUGUACUACCUCCGGUUGCUAUCUCCAGUGAUGUUAAACGACCUGUGGUGGGCCGGUUUCAAUUCGUCGGGGGCGCAGUCGUACAUCAUUGACGUGUUCAACAACCAACUCAAUCUAGCCGGCACCGGCUCGAUCGACUUUACAUCCAAAUCGUAUGGUCUGGCCAAGGAUUACUCGACAUUUUACACGCCGAUUGAAGUCGCCACGGCGUAUCCCCUCAUGGCGCUGAAAGGGGGCACCGGGGACCUGGCGGCCGUCAUCGCAGCCCUGCGGGACACCGAUGGCCCCAUUGAUCUACCAACGCAAUACUGCUGGAUCGAUCUCAAUCGAACGUGGGAAGUGGCGCACACGGCGCGGCGGCAGAAGCGAUGCUACGACCGCUACACUGCCAACGGGGGAGUGUACUUUGAGGUCCCCUUGCGCCUCGUGAAUUGGCAAAGUUUCAUGAAAUCGAACGAGUACAACUUUAACCAGACCAUGGGCAACGCAUUGCGCAAAUCUGCCAAAGGUCUCGAAUGGAUUCGUCAAACCACCAACAACGCAUUCAUGGACGUGGCGACUGAAGUCGCGUAUUGGAACAAGAUGGGGAUCACCACGUUUGAGCUUGAAUACAACAACUUGUUCGCGUGGGGGAUGGACGAAAAGAUUUUCGUUCAAAAUGCCUUCGGGGGCAACCAAGCGAUUUCCAUCAAGAACUUGGUAUAUGGAUAUCGAGGAUCGUUGUGGUCCACGGCGAUCAUGUGCUGGGGGCCGUGGAACGACAUGAACAUUUGGGGGGACCAGGGGUUGAGUCUUGUACGCAACGAUCCAGACAACCAGCGCUUUACGCCGCCUUGCAGCUACGCCGACUACACGGCUGACCCCGCUGGUUACGCCUGCGACCCGUGCAAGGCCCCUUGGAACCCCGAGCCUGGCGAUUGCUUAUACAAAGACUUUGAAAGUUAUUUUGGAUUCCCGCCGUUGCCUGGCGUGAAUAUGGUCAGCGCCAACAUCGGGCCGUUCGGGUCUGUCGACUUGUACUUGGUGGCGUUGCCUCCGUCGUUGAAAACACUCGUAUCGACGUUUCAACAGCUUGUAACUGUGUUGGCUCAAUCCAACGAUGAAUUCAACAAGGCCUUUAUGGCCAUUCCUGGCUACAAUGCAGACCCCGUCCCUCCAUCGUGGACGAACAUCCAGUACUUGUACAUGGGCGGCGACCCCUCGUGCCCCGUUCGCCAAGGCCUUCCAUACGUCCAGUCGUCCUUUUCAUUUGACGCAUCCUGCUCCGAGCAAGAACGCCACACGGUUCUCUUGAACAAAUUCAACAUGCUGUUUGCGUUGGUAUCAUCCAACUUGCAGUCGCCAGUCGACGCGGCCGCUAUUUGCUCCAUGUGUCCGUUGUUGGCCGCUGUAUGUUCGUCAGUCGUGACCUCCGCUGCGACUGCACUCACCAUCCUCAUCAAAGACUACACUGCCAAAGAAGCGUUGCAGGGUCAGAUCAACGCGGUCCGCGCCGACAUAGCCGCGCUGGGGGUGGGCACAAUUCAGCUUGCCGUCGAUACCACCGACGGCAAUGAUGCGUUCCUAUCGCAAACCCUCCUCACGACGGCGCCAGCCGCGUGGGAUGUCUUUGGUUGGGUGUACCUAUUUGAAUGGGCAGUGGGGGUGCGGGAAGUCGUGUCGUUCGAAGGCGAUUCCAACACGUUGUCCCUCGUCUCCAACAAGUAUGCGCCUGUGAUCAACCAGGCCCAUGCGUUGGAAGUGCCCAAGAGUGCGUGCCAGUACCUGUGGGUCGUCUCCGUCGUUGUCAGUGCCAUCUUGGUCUCUGUGGGGGCUAUUUUCACUGGAUACACGGUCCUCGUUCGGGUUCGUAUUGUCGGUCGCAACCUCUUUCGCUUCAAUCGCAUCGUGGGGGCCGUUUGGCUGGGCCGGCCGUUGCUCUUGGUGCGCGGCAUGACGGCAGUGGUGCUCCUGAGUACGUCACCACUGACGUUUGGGGUACACCACGGGUACACCCAAUUUGAGUUUACACCUCGAACGUUCAUCGAAAGCAUGAUUGUAAGCGGUGAAGCCAUGUGGAUUUCGUACGUGAUCAACGAUAUCCUGUUGCUUUUGAGUGGAAACGCCCCGCCGUACUUUGCGCCCAUCAGCACGGGGGUCGGCUGGAUCAUCUACUUCGUCUACGAUGUCGCAAGUCCGUACCGCAUCACCGCUAGUAUCAACCGAAAGUGCGAGGCCGACUACAGGUUAAUGCGAUUGUCUUGUGAAAGCGGUCAGAUUGAGCUGGGGAGCUCCUCCCGAGCUAUCACCCUGGUGAUCAUUCAACUGGCGUGCAUUUUCGGGUCGUUUGUCGGCGUCAAGCUUUGGCAAUGCAACCGACCGUCCAAUUCGCAAGGUAUGAACGGCCAUCUGUUGCUAUCUGGCACAGCCAUGGCGUUUUUGCGCAAAGACACGCUAGCCGGGGGAACGUGGGUGGUGGACCGCGCGUCUUGUGUCAUGUGCGGCCUACUGACGUUUGGGUCGUACUUUUUCGACUUAAAGCUUUGGCUCUUGGUCCAAGACCCGCAAGCGACGAGAACUGUCAAGUGGGGAAAGAAGGUGUUUCCUCCCCCACAACUGAACAAUGCCCAUCGCCGCGAAUCUAUCCAAGUCAAAUCCGCUCCAACCCAAUCCCUGUCUCCUUUAGAGUCUUCGUUCAUCAAAUCAGCGCCAGCCAACCGCAUCGUUGCCAUCGCGGGACUGUUUUACGUGUUUGCGACCAUCUUUGGGAGUGUCACGUACUUGAAAUUGACCUCAACGAAUAUGGCCAACGAUUUCUGGUGGGCCAACUACAACGCGUCGCGAGAACAUGCAUUUGUGGCGAAUUUGUACAACCAGCAAUUGGUUCUACGCCCGAAAGCAGGAGCGGUGGCGUUGGACGAUUCCAAAUUUAUCGGCGAUGCAGACUACAACAUGUCGCUGCCAACGGCCGUGGCGGUGCUGAUGACGCCCCUGUACGUGACACGUGUCAAGGCGACGGACGGAUCGGACGUGGCCACAGUCGUGCGCGGUCUCCGCAACAUGGACGCAUGCUUGGCGCCGUGGAUUUCCACGCAGUACUGCUGGCUAAACUUUGAAAAGACGUGGGAAAUGGCCAACUCGGCCAAACGACAACUCCGGUGCAAUCAAAACUACACGGCCAACGGCGCAGUCUACUUGGAAAGCAUGCUGCGAAAUGUGAAUUGGAAUCGUUUGGCCUCGUGCUGGGGCACUUCGCUGACGACUGCGUUCGCAGCGCCGCUGAGCCAAGUCGACAAGGGCUCGCAGUGGUGGAACACGGUCAAGGCCACGCGAGUGUCGGAAUCGGACGAAGUCAAACACUGGACGUCGUUUGGAGUUACAGCAUACAAAGUCGACUGGCAAAACUACAAGUCUGUAGGGAUCAUCGGCACGUUCAACAUCCACAACGCGUUUGGGUUGUCGUACCCCAUGACCCUCAAGUACACGAACGGCACGUUCAAGCUGACGUCUCAAACGAGCAUGAAAAUGUACUGGACGUUCGCAUCCGAUCUGUGGGCGGUCACCAGUGCCACGAGCAACAUGGGGGGAGCCAGCUUGAUUCGAAAUACCCCCAACUUUGCAUUCGCUACACAAUCGAUGGAAACCAUUCUGGUAGGCAACGGAACCAUCCAACAACCGUCGGCCUUGACGGGAGACACGUACGGUGCGUUUCGCAACGUGAUUGGGCCGUUCGGCUCGGUCGACGUCAAGCACAUGCCCCCACCACCGUCGCUGACGGCGCUGGUGCUUCAAGUGCAAGAUGACAUUGCCAUCAUGCGAACCAAAUCCAAAGCGUUAAGCGUCACCUUUUCCCUAUUGAGUGCAAAGAUGGAAGCGAAUUACGUCCCGGCGUCGUGGAUAGAUGCGGGGUACGUGUAUACCGUGGGUGGAAACUUGCUAUGCAGCUCCGUGUCGGCCUCAGCCUUGGGUGAAGGAGUGUACCUGUAUACUGGUGCCGAGUCAGCGUGCGGGCUAGGGAUGGGCGAGUUUCUCACGACACCGCCGACGCACGCGCGCCUGAUCGCAUCUGUCGGCGCCAACAUCGUCCGGCCAGACGUGACCACCAACGAAUCGAACGCCAUCUGCACUCAAAUCAAGUCCUUCUCCAACAUGUGCUUGUCCGAUUUCAUUCAAGCCCCCACCGCGUUUCUGCUCAACACCACGUUGUUCCCCGAUUCGUCUGUCGUGACCAAGUGGAGAGCGAUGGCUGUAUCUGUCCAAGAAGAAAUCCGCGUCCUGGACGUCAACAUUGCCCAAUAUGUGAUGAAAACACCCGAGUCCAACAUAACCCUAGUUCGCCAAAACCUUUUUGACUCGGCAUUACCUGCCUUCCACUACAUUGGAUGGCUGUUGGCGUACGACUGGGCGAUUGCUGCGCGCGAAGUGAUGUCGUUUCAAGGCGACGUUGGUUCCAUCAAUGUCAUCACAACGACGAUCGUGGACCUCGGCAGUCUGGUGAACCCGUUGGAAAUACCAGUCAACGUCGCCUACUACAUCCGGUACGCAUGCGUGUACGUGACAUGCAUCAUGAUUUGUGUCGCGGCGUUGGCCAUGAUCUACCUAUUGGCGAAUCGCGGCUAUGUCGAAGGGCUCAACUUGUUUGAACUGAAUCGAGUCGCGGGAAUCGUUUGGAUUGGACGAACGUUCGUGUUCAUUCGAAGCAUAGCAGCCAUCAAUCUGCUCAGUACUCAAGUCCUGCAACUGGAGCCUCUCAAUCUUGUGUACCACUUCGUGUCGACCAACGCCGUCGUGGGCGAAACCGCAACGGACCAAGCCAUUCGGCACUUCAAGACGUUCCUGGCCGCGUCCGAGGUGUCGUGGCUCGUGUUUGUCCUCAAUGACAUCCUCAUGGUUCUGACCCAACAAUACACGACAGCGUACAUCGUCAAGUGCAAUUUCAUGGUGUGGGGGCUCUCCGCCAUCCUGUCGUUUGCGUCGCCAACAACCCACACAGCGAGUUUGGACCGCAAGUGCGAGUUUACUCAAGUGGAUUAUCAACUUGUCUGCUCCAACGGGACCAUUGCCAUUGGAAGCUUUGUUCGGUUCAUGACACUGGUGGGUAUUUGCAUUGGAUCCGUGCUGCUCUGUUACUUGUACGAGCGAAUUCGACACCCGUCGCUGCCGCCACCAAACCAAAACUCGCUGUUUCUGGCGUCGUCGGCCAAAUUUGUGUUUGACCCACAGCGUUGGAUUGCCCAAGAGGUGUAUUACAUUGACCCAGCGUCGGCAGUCAUCAAUGGCAUCUUGUCCAUCCGCUCCAAGAACACAUUUUACAUUUUCGACUUAAAGAUUUGGCGGCUGUUUGUGAUUGAAGAGCCUGUGGAAAAACGACAGUGCCUCGAACGCGACGGCGAACUCCACUUGUUGUCGGCCAUUCCGUUGAACGAUUGAGUCGAUAGUUCUUGAUUUGCAUAAAGUCAAAAAGCCAGUUUCAUAUUUGACAUUUUUC